GAAUUUUCCAUGCAAUCUUUUGGCUCGGUAGAGCCUACCUCGCUGUCAUUUGACUACUCUUGAGGUACGAUCUUUGCGAUUUUCAUCUUCUCGAAUCACAACUUUUCAAAGAAACAACUAAAAUACUGAUCACCAUACCGUUUUCACACUUCAAUAAUUUAUGCUUUUCAUCAAGAUCGAAGUUGGAAAUUAAUUUGAUUUGUUAGAAUUAACAGAAGGUCAUCAAGACCCGAGAACGCAUCACCAUGACUUCCGAAGACAACCACAAAAAUGAAACCCAGAUCCCAGCCAGAUUUCGAAUCUUGAUAUACGCAGUAGAAAGAGGAAUCACACAGAUCGCAUUCAUGCAAGCCUACAGCGAAAUACUUUCCAAUGUUGAGGAAACAGAGAGCGACACAUCACCAGAGAUGCGGCAAUCGAUGGUCGAGUGCCGUGUCUGGACGAAGUUCUGUAUGUAAUCCAACUAUCUCAAUUUUUGAUGAAUGCAUCUGAUAAAUCAUGCAGUCCCCCACGAGAAUCCUCCACCGCCACUCGAAUUUCCAGUCGCAAAGGGAUUUUUCGACCCGCCAGUCUCCCGGGAAGCAGUUGAGCAAUAUCGGAUCUGGCAGACAAGUUAUCUCUAUAGUCACCAAGGACAAGAGGGAAAUAGCGAACAACUGUAUAAUCAGAUGGAGCGGGGUAGACAUCGUCGCCCAAUUCCUGAUAGCAUGGAUGACUCGACCAUCACGCCAAGAGUUGAUAAUGCUAGAGCAAGUAUGCCAAACCAGUCAAUUUAGCCUUCGAGAUCUACAUCUUCGAUAAAUGCCGGUUUCAAUCAACAACUCGACGAUGAAUAGCCAGAAGCAUCA
This is a messenger RNA of Botrytis cinerea B05.10, 848 nucleotides long. RefSeq lists its product as hypothetical. Lineage: Eukaryota; Fungi; Ascomycota; Leotiomycetes; Helotiales; Sclerotiniaceae. The record is from RefSeq and is a predicted model, not a curated record. The transcript has a single exon. The coding region runs from base 246 to 458 and encodes 70 amino acids.